Messenger RNA from Drosophila melanogaster (fruit fly), 6080 nucleotides. RefSeq lists its product as uncharacterized. Bases 388 to 4380 code for a protein of 1330 amino acids. Lineage: Eukaryota; Metazoa; Arthropoda; Insecta; Diptera; Drosophilidae. The transcript is spliced from 6 exons. The record is from RefSeq and is marked reviewed.
UUGGCGCGUGAGCAUCGCCGAUUAUCAUUUUUGCCACAAGUGGCAGCCCGUAUAGUGAUGUUGCUGGUGCAACGGCAACAUUUCGUACCUCUAGCCGGCUAGAUAAAAUCGCGAAAUGGUGACCACAAAUAGAUAGGCUUUGAUAGCCGCGAAGCAUUAACCAGAGAUCGUAUCGGUCGAGGGAGAUCCGGCAGUGCUUAUGAUACCAAAAGUAAUCAAGCGGUGAUUGCAAAGUGAAGUGAUCAGUAAUCAAAACUCAAGUGGCACGAAAGCAGAAAGAGCAAACGAAGGAGAGAAAAGUAGCCUAGGCACAUGCAACAACUGGAUACGGAUACGCUUUUCAAGCCCUGAACAGCCGCCGACCUACGAACCCACCCACAAGUCAAAAUGCAUCUGUAUCUGGUGCUGAUCUCGUGCCUGGUUAGCUCCUCGCACUGCUGGCAGUUCGACGGCGGAGGUGGCCACCGGAGGCCAAGGAAUAGCGGCCGGGGACCACCGUCCUCGUCCGGAGGCAGGGGAUCCGCCGCCCUGUUGGGCUCACAGCAGCAGGACAUCCUCUACGCCUGUCCACUCAACUCCAUGUGCCAGUGCGCCGGUCUGCCCAACGAGACGAGCACCCUGAUUGAGAUUAAUUGCAACGAGGUGGCCCUGUACAAGUUUCCAGAGUUCAUGCACAGCAGUGUGCGCUACAUCGAAAUGUCCAACACACAUCUGCAAAGUGUCGACGAUGAGACCUUCCAGGGACUGCGUCUCAAGACACUAAAGCUAAUCGACAACGAACUGCAGGAUAUAUCCGAGCGGAGUUUCAGCACGAUGACACACUCGCUCAUGACUUUGGAUAUAUCUGGCAACAAGAUGCAGCACUUGCCACUGGAUGCACUGCAGCGAUUGCAUUCCCUUUCGCGACUGGUGGCGCAACGCAACCACAUAACCACCUUGGAUGGAAAUUGGGAUGCCCAGCAUGAUACUCUUCGAUCUCUUCAUUUAUCCGACAACGAUAUUACCGAAGUGGCGCCGGGAGGUGGAUCGAUAGAAGUAGUUUCUCAAAACGACAACAGUUCCCAGCCUUCCAGUUUGGCCGCUGUGCAGACCAGACUAGAAACGAGUAAUUCAAUUUACCCACCAUCUCCGAGCUCAGGAGAUCGGACGACAGGGGGUCGUCCCUUCGAACAGUUGCAAAAACUACUUUGGCUGGAUUUGUCCAAUAAUCGGAUCUACCAUGUGGCUGGGAACUAUCUGCCGCGUUCCCUGGUGACCAUGGACCUGUCAAGUAAUCUACUUACAGUUUUCCCCCAGCAACUCUUCGAACAGUUGCCGGAGUUGCGAAUCGUAAGUUUAAGGGAUAACCUUAUACGGAGUGUGCAGUGGAAAGAACUUCAAGUGCGGCCACUGCGAAUGCACCUGGAACGCCUGGAUCUCGGCCAGAACUGCAUUGAAAACCUGGAGUCCGACUAUUUUCAGCAAAACUAUUCCGAUGUUCAUCUGAGAGCUUUAAAUUUAGAACAGAACUUUGUCACCCAGCUGCCUGAGGCAGUGUUUAAGGCCACGGGCAUAGCCCACCUAGUACUGGCCUUUAAUGCGAUCAGUCGAGUGCAUCCUUCGGCCUUUGAGGGUCUAACCGAGACCCUGGAGUAUCUGGAUCUGGAAAGGAACCGACUAACCACGGUGCCCGUGGCCUUAUCCUCACUGCAUCACCUGAAGUACCUCUAUCUGACCUCUAAUCAGAUUAGUCAGCUGAACAAUCUUCCCUCAUUCACGGAAAAUUUACGCGUUCUUAGUCUGAGUGGCAAUAACUUCAGCAUGAUCCCUGUUCUCGGCCUGAAAAACUACACACAGCUUUCGUACUUGAACAUGGGCUACAACUCUAUCACGGACAUUCCCGAAGGAAUUUUUGCCGUGGAUUCCUGGGGCAGCAAUCUGCAGACAAUACUGCUGCGAAAUAAUAAGAUAACCCAUCUUCAUUUAGGAUCCUUCGCGGGACUAGAGCAAAUUCAGGAGAUCAGCUUGAGCUUCAACGAUAUAACCAUUCAUCAUCCUUUGGUUUUCGAGAAUGUUUCGAGAACCCUCAAGAUUCUGGAGCUCUCGUUCGCCGUCUUUCCGGCCAGAAGCCUGGAGAGCCUGGAUCCCCUAGAUGCCCUCUUGCCACUUUCCCAGCUCAUUUGGCUGGGUCUGGACAACAAUAAUUUGAAGCAAGUCUCAAAUGAAUCCUUCGCACAGAUGAGAGAAUUGAGCUACAUCAAUCUGAGCUUUAACCAGCUAAAGACACUGCCCCGCGGACUCUUUCAGUCCGAUGCUCAUAGUCAUCUGGUGGAAAUUGAUUUGUCGUACAAUGGCUUGGAGCGACUCGAAGCGCAAACGUUUCAUAGCCUCGGGGAUUUGCAGACACUCAAUUUGCAAUCGAACCGCCUGAGGACGAUAGCUCGGCAUGCUUUUCACAAUUUGGAGUUCCUACGCUACUUGGAUUUGUCUUAUAAUCGCCUGGUCAACAUCUCCCACGGCGCCUUUACGGUUCUGCCCAAUCUGGCUGCCCUGGAUCUGAUGCACAAUCAGCUGUGUUCGCUAUCCCUAAAAUCCUUUCUUUAUGUUUCAAACACCACCACUCCAUUACGACUCAAUGUGAGUCACAAUCACAUAGCCAGUUUUUAUGACGAGCUGAGCAGCUACAUGUAUAUUUACCAGCUGGACAUUAGUCACAACCAUGUGACCAAGUCCGAUAGCUUUACGAACCUGGCGAACACGCUGCGAUUCCUAAACUUGGCCCACAACCAGCUGGGAUCCCUUCAGAGUCAUGCCUUCGGUGACCUGGAGUUUCUGGAAAUCCUUAAUGUGGCCCACAAUAAUCUCACCUCGCUGAGGCGGCGCAGCUUUCAGGGCUUGAAUAGCUUGCAGGAACUGGAUCUUAGUCACAACCAGUUGGAUCAGCUGCAGGUGGAGCAGUUCUCGAACCUAAGGAAACUGCGAAUUCUGCGCAUUAACUCGAAUCGAUUAAGGGCUCUGCCACGAGAAGUGUUCAUGAACACUCGACUGGAGUUUCUGGAUAUAGCCGAAAAUCAGUUAAGCGUUUGGCCAGUUCCGGCAUUUACGGACAUCGGAUUCACUCUUCGAUCAAUCCAAAUGUCCCACAACAAUCUAGAGUACUUGGAUGCCUCGAUGUUCAUCAACUCGCAGUUCCUGUACGACAUCAGUUUGGCCCGCAACCGCAUCACCAUUCUGCCGGACAACACGUUCAGUUUUCUGAAUAAUCUGACCAACCUGGACCUGUCACAGAACCCCCUGGUGACGACCAACCUGCGGGAGGUGUUUGUCCACACGCCGCGCCUGAGGAAGCUGAGCCUCCACCACAUGGGACUGUAUGUCCUGCCGCCGCUGAAGCUUCCCCUUCUCUCCUACCUUGAUGUGAGUGGCAACUAUUUGCAAGAGCUGUCGCCACUGGGUUCACUGCGCCACCUGCGUCACGUCAAUGUCUCGCACAACAAACUCACGAAUGCGAGCUGUGCGGCGGAGCACCUGCCGCCAUCAGUUCGUGUAUUGGAUCUGGCCCACAAUCCGCUGCGCAGAAUAACGCUGCACGAUCUCGCCAGCUUGCGGCACCUGGCCGAACUGAAUAUCCUGGACGUGAAGGUAACCAAUCCACAGGCAUUUUCCAAGCUGCGCUCUCUGAGGAAGCUACAUGCCAGUUCGCAUGCCAAUCUGGGUGAGAUUGUGGCCAGGAUACCGGGUCUGCAGCAGCUGAGGGUGCACUGCCUGGAGCCAAAUAUUGGCCAACAGCUUUUCGCCAAACUGGCGAAUAACACGAAAAUCCGACUACUCGAGCUAUAUGGCAGCAAUGUCCAGACUAUUGCUCCCGAUGUCUUUACCGGACUAUCGCGAAGUCAACGGCUGCAGGUGAAGAUCUCGCACACACGCAUCUCCGACCUCCCGCCGGGUAUUUUUUAUGCCCUGCGAGAGGUGCCGCACCUGUCCAUCGACAUUUCGCACAAUCGUAUCAACGCCCUGGCCGCCGACAGCUUUUACCCCAACAAGAGCUACUGGGAUGCUGUUGGAACUCGGAGCAUCAUGGGUGGACUCAUCACCUCGCACAAUCCGCUGGAAUGUGAGUGCGGACUGGUGUGGUUCGGUCACUGGCUGCGCCGAUGGCUAAGGGAGUCUGCCCAGAUAAAGGUCAUCCAGAAGGAUGACCUCAAGCGCAUGGUCCAGAGAGCCCGUGCCAACACCUGCCACGAUCCAACAUCGGGUCGACACCUGCCCAUCCUGGAGAUCUUUCCCGAGGAUCUGCUCUGCCAGGCGAGCGCGUUGAGCAGUUCUGGCCAGCGCAUAUUCCUGUUAUCCUUUGCGAUGGCCCUGCUGAUACCCAUUGUGAUGACCACCAUGACCCUCUGAUGUUGGCUUUAGUUGCCGGCGAAGUAGGUUACUCAGAGAUCGGAUCGGAUUCCGAACUGACUCCGAUGCUGUGGCUGAAAUGCUGAAGAUACUCAACUGAUCAUUGCCUGUAUGAUAUGUACAUAUAUAAAUAUAUAUAAAAUGAAGAACUUAAACUAAUCGGUAGGUACGAAUUUUUGGGAUAUAGCUAAUUGUGAGAGCCAGCCCCCGCAACAAUAAAGAUACAAUUAAAUGAAAGACAAGCAAAUCGGUUUAUGUCCACUCGUAAAUAAUAAGUUUUAUAUGCAUACAAACAAAGUAUAUUUAUAAGUAGUGGAACAAGUCAUGUGCUGGGCACUUUAUUUUAUAUCUUACAAUUUCUUUCGAUUUCUAACUAUGACUUUUUUUAAAAAGAAUUGUGCUAGACUCGUCACCAAAACUUAUUUCUUCCGCUCGUAAACUUCCAGCAGAAUGAUAAACUAUUAGUUAUCUCAAGUCGAACUUAUUCAUCUAAAUAUGGCUUUUUUACUCCCCUGAUUUCCACUUUUGACGCCCAAUACAUGACCUUGUGUCUUGGCCAACAUUUAAAGUAAUUAAUGCAAUUGAUUACUUACACAGAACCAUACACACACCAGCGAACAUAUGAUGAUUCCUAACACACUCACACACUUAGAGCAUAGUUAAUAAACAGUUUUUCAUCUCCAUAGAGCAACAUAGAAACAUAAGUUGUUAAUAAUAGUUAUAUAACUAUUUUUAAAACGAAUUUGCAAAACCAAACUAAUAAUACGAAAUCUAGUUUUAUUUGCCUAUAAUUUACAAUUUAGACAAGGCCAAUAAGUACAUUUAAUAUAAAUACAAAUACACACUUAGAUAAAUCGAGAUAUAUAAAACGAUAUAUACUAAUAAUAUGAAAAUUAUUGGAUAGCAAUUAUUAAUUGUUUUUUAAGCAAGAGUAGCGGACAUUGCACAUCUAACAGCAGAACUAGAAAACGGUUUGCAAACUUUACGGGCAGUCAAAUUUUAACAACACACACGCAGACAUAUAUAAGUACAUAUCAGUUUGGCAAAAAAAAUAAUAAUAAUGGUAAAAUAAUGAAAAGCAUAAUCAUGUCAUACACAGACAUACACAACUCCAAGCAAUUUAACUGAGAGGAAUAAAUUACGAAAUAAAAACGUAUCCUUGUUUUUUGCGUUCAUUACUCACUAUUUCAAUGAAUUGAAUUUUUUCUACCUUUUUAUAUUAUUUCGGUUACAACAAUGACAAUCGUGAUACUAAUUGUAGUUGUUUACACGACGAUGAUGCAAAGUGCACAAGUAAAAUAAUAAUAAUGAUAUUGGUAAAUAAACUAUUGAAUGAGACAAAGUGGACAAAUGAAUUAUGGCAAAACAAACAAACGAAAAAGCUGCUGGUAUGCCAAUUUUUUUGUUACCUAACCAUUCAGUUUUUCAGUUUUCUACCCAACAACUGAUGUCCCCAAAUGAAAAAAAAAAAACAAAUGGAAUUUUUAUCAAAUAAUAUUGUACAUACUGCAAACGGAAUGGAAUGUUCAUUAUGUUUAUUCAAGCCAGCGUUUAUUUCCAAUUAUUUUUCAAUUUAAUACGCAGCGGCUAAAAAAUACGAAAUUUAAAUAAAAGAAGAAGUUAAAGUAGCAAAUGAAAAACUGAAAAUGAAUAUCGAUACAGAAAAUUGAAUAUGAAAUAAACAUAAAAAUGCUAGAAAU